Brachypodium distachyon (stiff brome) is the source of this 1972-nucleotide messenger RNA. RefSeq names its product probable peptide/nitrate transporter At3g43790. Gene Ontology annotation, biological process: transmembrane transport. The record is from RefSeq and is a predicted model, not a curated record. The coding region runs from base 291 to 1766 and encodes 491 amino acids. The transcript is spliced from 17 exons. Gene Ontology annotation, molecular function: transmembrane transporter activity. Lineage: Eukaryota; Viridiplantae; Streptophyta; Magnoliopsida; Poales; Poaceae.
AACCGCACCAUACAAACAGCAGGAAAGCUCGUUCCUGCCUGCGGCCUGCCUGUCUGCCUUCCUUGCGCCGCGCCUCGCUCGGCGGCGAAAGCCAAUAUACAUACAGAUACAGGCAGCAAAGCGAGCAGUUCGCCGCGUGUCCACCCUUCCUGCCUUCCCCGCCUUAGCCUCUCCGGCCGGGACCCACUGUACUACGCUACGUUCUUCGCGACUCGCGAAAGAUUCCUGCCUUGUGCUGUUCAUCCUCGUGACCCUCGUGUGUACCUGCGGUGGCCUGCCGGGCGAAGGAGAUGAGCGAUGAUGCCCCCGGCGGCGGCGGCGGCAGUGGCGGCGGGGCGGCCGAGCCGCUGCUGAAGAAGGCGAGGUACCACCCCAACUGCCCCGGGUGCAGGGUGGACAGGAGGAAGGAGGAGAGGGAGGGGUUCCCCUUCACGGAGCUCUCCUGCAUGUGGCUCGUCACCAUCUGCUCCACUUUGCCGAUACAGUCCUUGUUUCCCUUCUUGUAUUUUAUGAUAAGGGACCUGCACAUCGCUAAAGAAGAAGAAGAUAUUGGAUUUUAUGCUGGUUUUGUUGGUGCUUCAUAUAUGUGUGGCAGAGCACUCUCAUCUGUAAUAUGGGGAGUUGUGGCUGAUAAGUACGGGAGGAAACCAGUUCUUGUAAUUACCCUAUUUUCAGUAAUUAUCUUCAAUACACUCUUUGGACUCAGCUCAAGUUAUUGGAUGGCAUUAGCCACAAGAGGUCUGCUUGGACUUUUUUCUGGUAUGCUCGGACCAAUUAAGGCUUAUGCUACAGAAGUUUCCCGGAAAGAACACAGUCACCUGGCAUUAUCACUUAUUUCCUCCUCACGUGGCAUAGGCCUUAUUGUUGGACCAGCCAUUGGUGGUUAUCUUGCACAGCCUGCAGAUAAAUAUCCAGGCAUAUUCUCUCAGAACUCCAUAUUUGGGAGGUUUCCAUAUUUUCUCCCCUGCCUAUGCAUAUCACUCCUUGCCAUUGCUGCUUUAAUUGCUUGCUUCUGGCUUCCGGAAACUUUGCAUAAACACAAAGAUACGAUUUCAAAUAAUUCAGUUGAAGCUGCUGAAGAAUCUCUUUCCGAUCCAAAUGCUGAAGAAAACUGUGGUGGAUGUCUCAGUUUAUUCACAAACGGCCCAUUGAUUUCCGCUAUCACUGUAUAUUGCAUUUUCUCUCUUCAGGACAUGGCUUAUGCAGAGGUAUUUUCACUUUGGGCUGUCAGUGACAGGAAAUAUGGUGGAUUAAGCUUUUCUUCUCAAGAUGUGGGCAGCAUUCUUGCAACCUCAGGUCUCUUCCUCCUAAUAUAUCAAAUUUUGAUUUUUCCGUCGGUUGCGAAGUCUAUAGAACCCAUCGCAUUAGUCCGAACAAUUGCAAUAUUGACAAUACCACUUCUUUCGAGCUAUUCAUUCAUGCCUGCAUUAUCGGGGUUCUUUCUUCAGUUGGUAGUAAAUUGUGCAUCUUUUCUGAAGAAUGCUUUCUCAGUAACUACCAUCACUGUGUUUAACAUUUUAAUGAAUGAUGCUGUGAGUCAAGACCUAAGAGCUUCGGCCAAUGGCCUCUCCGUAACAUUAAUGUCCAUCUUCAAAGCUAUUGCUCCAGCUAUUGCCGGUGUUAUAUUCUCAUGGGCUCAAAGGCGUCAAACAGCUCCAUUUCUUCCAGGCGACCACUUGGUGUUUUUCAUGCUGAACGUGGUCACGCUUGUCGGUAUUACUCUCACUUUCAGACCGUUCUUUGCUAGAAGCAGCACGAAGCACUAAUACAGGCUACCAUGACUUCGAAUUACGAUCUGGACGAACAUUAACCAGGAUUUAUCAAAUACUCCAGUGUCUUAAUCUUGCUCCCUUAAGCUUAAUUAGCGAUUUAGCGUAUUUGUUGUACGCCGCAGACUAUUAGUACUGUUUAUGCUGAAAGGGCUGUAUCUGCGUAUUUGACUGUUCGAUAAUCUAUAAUCUUGUUUCCCAUG